AUGCUCUCAAAAACCACGGUCUACUCAACCACGUCUGCUACCACAACUCCAUCUCUCCAUUCCAAACCCAUGGCUAACAAAAAAACUCUUCUCCACAAGGAAUGUUUUAGUUUUUUAAGUUUGGUUAAUUCUGGUUCUUCAAAUUCCUUGAGUCGAAACAUUUUGGAAAAUCGAGAAUUCUUUAUUGAAUUUUUAUAUCGAAAAAAUCGAAGAGGAUUAUGGAAUUGUUUUGUGGAGUUGGAACAAAUUAAGGAACAAUUAAUGAAUGAAAAUUCAGAGGAGUUGUCGUCAUCUCAUAAUAAUCAAAUGGACGCAAAUGGAUCACUGGGCACGACCAUUCAAGACAAUGUGAAAAAACCUUUUUCAAAGAGUUGGACAUUUAGACAAAGUGAUGCAUCUCAACAAUUUUCAAGGAAUUCGUCUUCAUCGACUUUAAAAGAACAAUUGAAUGGAGAUGCCAUCGAUGGAAAUUGUCAAUUGUCAAAAAGCUUGGAUGAUUCCACAUCGAGUUGUAAAAUUUUGAUUUCGGUCACAAACGAUGAAACAACUACGCUGCGACCAUUGAAUGAAGAAGUCUCUUGCAGUUCAAUACUCUCUCAUGGCGUCACAAUUCUUCAAAUUUAUGACAAAAUAAUUCGAAAAUUUCUGGCAAGUGUUUGGGAUGUGAAAAAUUUAAAUAUUGACACUGUCAUGACCUCAUCCGUGAAUUCAUUAUUAGGAAUAUCGAGAGAUUUGCAACGUGAAACUUGUCAAAAAUUUGAAAAACAUGUCAAGGCCAUUUCACCUCAAUUGAAUGACUUGACAGGAAUGAAUUUAUGGAAUGAUUUAUUUUUCACCUUGACCAAUGACAGUACCACCUCAACAACCACGACGAGCACUUCUCUAUCGAACAACAGCAAAGAUCAUCCCUCUUCCAUUCAUGAAACUUCUCCCUCAAAAAUGAUGUCUUUGGGAUUUUUACGAAAGUUGACCAUGAAGCCACACAACAAGACCAAUUCCACCAUAAAUUCUUCUUCUGCUGCCUUGAUAGAUUCUCAACAACAUGAAAAUACAGAAUCUGCAGCAUUGAAAAAGAAAAAACUUCCUUCCUUAACAUUUGGAUUUAAGAAAUUAACAGAUCAAGAAGUGAACAAAAUUUUGGAAAAAUUUCAACUCGUGGAAGCUCAAGAACCACAACAACAACCACAGCAACAACAACAAACACAUAUUCAAUCCAUUCUUUUAUUUACGGCACAACAUUUUCAGGAAAUUUUUGGAGCGCUCCAUUCUGAACUAUUUCAACAAUUGAAGAGUCUUUUUGAACAAUAUUUGGCAGAUUCUGAAGAAUUUGAAGUUUUACUCAUGAGAAGAAUUAUUUUCACACACAAGAAUGAAUUUCCAGAAAUUUUUCAGAAAAAGAUUCAUUCUCCCAACACGAUGAAUGCUAAUCCUCCUUCGAUUAUCAUUCCUUCGAAUAAUGGUGUGACAACAACAAGUUUGACGGCAGAAUCAACAACGACAACAUCAUUAUUGACCUCAGCCAUUCAAAAUUCUGAGAAUGGGCUUGUAUCUAUCAAUGAUGAAGGAACUGCCUCUGAAAAAUCCGAUGUAUCUCCAAGUAGUCCUCUGGCACCUUCUUCAGUGACAAGUGACACUGGCUCUUCCUCAUUGACCAAAAAAACAAGUUUUAAUUUGCAACUUCCAUUACAUACCAUGUCCAGAACUGAGCCAAUAUCUCGAAGCGUGAGUCCUGUCGAUGACUAUUCGAGCAUGGAAUCACCUCGAUCCAAAUUAACCUCACUUCUCUCGUUUGAGGAAAAAAAGAAGAAAAAAAAGGAAAAAGUGGAAACUGAAAAAAAAGUUCAAACCAUUCAAGAUCAAAUGAACAAGUACAACAAGAUUAUUUCAACGCUGUAUAAGGAUCUCAUUCAACGAGAUUUGGAGCUUACUCAGCUUCAAAAAGAGGUGGAGUUGUUUGAACAUCCAUCUUUGAGUAGCGGUGAGAAUGAUGAAGAAGAAUGGAUCGAUCCAUUUGAGAAUUAUGAUGAAAUGACAACAUCUCAGUCGCAACAGGAUGAAACACACAACAAUCAUGUUUCGUCUGGAAUGUAA
Messenger RNA from Naegleria lovaniensis, 2091 nucleotides. RefSeq lists its product as uncharacterized. The transcript has a single exon. Bases 1 to 2091 code for a protein of 696 amino acids. The record is from RefSeq and is a predicted model, not a curated record. Lineage: Eukaryota; Heterolobosea; Eutetramitea; Acrasida; Naegleriidae.